This is a messenger RNA of Fusarium mangiferae, 2217 nucleotides long. RefSeq lists its product as uncharacterized. The transcript is spliced from 2 exons. The coding region runs from base 1 to 2217 and encodes 738 amino acids. Lineage: Eukaryota; Fungi; Ascomycota; Sordariomycetes; Hypocreales; Nectriaceae. The record is from RefSeq and is a predicted model, not a curated record.
AUGGCAGCUUCUGCUAUUCUUUGCCCAUCGUGUCAAGGAUUCGAUAUCCAGGCAUUUGCUAGGCCUGGAAGCCCUUGGAUAACGACGAAAACGGCCCUCGUCAGACAAGGGAGUCAGCAAGGUUGUCACUUUUGCCAAUUUCUCGUCGGAGGAAACGACAAGAAUUUCUUUCGUGAAAAUAGUUUGUUGAAGCGUGGAUUCGAAUGGCUCCACUGGGCCUCAGCAAGCCCCGUUGAUAUACCCAGCGAUAGCAGCUUAGCAGUACAGAGCGACCGCGGACUUCGAAUUUCCCUACUGCUUGUUAAGCUUUCCAAAGACCCGAAGCCUUCUUUAUACUCUAGAGGCGAUGGCUACAAUGUGUUAAAUCUGCAUGCUGAUCAAGGCAGUCCAGCAGCGACGAGCGGAGAUAUAAUCGGACUGCCUCCAGUCGACAGAGACCCUUCAUCUAAAUCGUCAUGCGAUAGGAUACGGCAAUGGCUUGAUUCCUGCGAAAGUCACCAAGAGUGUGCAAAGACCCUGUCCAUGACUCGAACUGUGGAAAGAGGUCGCGCUCCACUGCCAACAAGAUGUAUUCGUAUCGAUAAAUCAACGUCCGUGCCCAACAGACUUAACUACAGGUUAGAAGAGACUGGAGGUAGGUUGGGCGAGUACGUAUCUCUCAGUCACCGCUGGAGCAACCCAGAGACGCCGCGAUCAAGUACAUACCUCCGGAACUAUCAUGAUCGGGUGGCAGGUCUACAGUCAGCAUUCCAAGAUAUUGACCCGCUAUUCACGGAUGUCCUCUUAGUUGCCUCUCAGGUGGGUAUACAGUACGUUUGGAUCGACAGCCUUUGCAUUAUACAAGACAGUCCUCAGGAUUGGAACUCCGAGGCCGUCAAGAUGGCAGACUACUACCAAAAUGCUUCCUUCACUAUCAUGGCCGCCGUUCCCCCAAGUAAACGAUCACAAGGUCUUUUUCAUGUACCGGGGGGGGAUUUGUAUCGCCUCGCUCGACUUCCUUACCGAGACAAAGAGGGGAAUAGAAAAGGUCAUUUCUAUGUAUCAUGUCAUCUUGACCCUGCACGGGAGACACAGCGACACAAUCAGAUACAGAAGAAUGAUUUACUGACUCGGGGAUGGGUGUUCCAGGAGUGGGCUCUGAGUCGCCGAAUUGCCUGGUAUACAGAACAUGGCCUAACACUGCGAUGUAAGUGUCGCGAUCUUCAGCAUCAAGGGGAGAGCCUUCUCAACCUAGAUCCGAGCCCAAGUCUGCACCGAAUCCUUCCACUACUUGGUCUUGUAGUUCCCAAGCAUCGCUGGGACCGUUACAAAGCAUCGGCUCCCCCCUUUCAGUCGCCCCUCGACUGGCAAGCCUUGGUAUCACAAUAUUCGACGAUGCAGCUGACCAAACCUGAAGAAGAUCGUCUUGUGGCCCUCAGCGGUGUUGCACAGGAAUUCACUACUCAAGAAUCGUCUACUAAGCUGGUCUGUGGGCUCAGGCCGUGGUGCUUAGGGGUUGACUUACUCUGGAAACAAGAUACAGCGGGUAUACACUCCCGUUAUAUGGAGUUCCCCUCUUGGUCAUGGGCCUCGGUCAAUACCUCAGUCUCUUGGAUCAGGACGGAUGAUGCGACAGACUGCUUCAGCGUUCUUUCUGUUUCGUCUACUCCAGGUGGUCGUGCUGGAUCACCCGCUGGGACUGGCGGAAAUACCACGUCAUCCACUAGCGCACCAUCUGGUACUGCCAUUCAGGCAAUAGCGACUCUUCCAUUUGCUCCGGAGGCCUCUAUGAACACUCUAAGCAUUAGAUGUCGUCUUUUGACGGUUUUGUUUGGUCCCGUCCUGGAGGAAAAGUCCAGAGAUUUUAUUCUGAGAGCCAGUCGAUACCCAACGGAAGAACUGUCGUUGAACAGCCAACCACGAGGUGUAGCUCUGGCCACAGAGAAUGAAACUGUCGCAGGAUGGGGUUCUCUGGAAGAUCCUGAUCUUCAACUCGAUGACGCCUUUGCUAGGAACCCCAUCAUAUUCGCUCUUUGUAUCUCGGUCCUGACGGUUCCGCGAGGCUCUGGGUUGUUUAGUAGAAUUUGGGGUGGCGAAAGUAUCUUUAAUGUUUUGUUCGUUCGCCCCUGCUCGGCAGUCAUGAAUGGGUUUGAAAGAGUCGGAGUCGGUCGCCUUUUUGGGAUAGCUACAGGUAACGAGUUUCAGGCCAGUCAAGAGAGAGACAUUUGCCUCUUGUAG